Clarias gariepinus (North African catfish) is the source of this 1952-nucleotide messenger RNA. RefSeq names its product KH homology domain-containing protein 4-like. NCBI's taxonomy places the organism in Eukaryota, Metazoa, Chordata, Actinopteri, Siluriformes, Clariidae. The transcript has 14 exons. The record is from RefSeq and is a predicted model, not a curated record. Gene Ontology annotation, molecular function: RNA binding. Gene Ontology annotation, cellular component: nucleus. Bases 154 to 1797 code for a protein of 547 amino acids.
CGCCUCUUCCGGUCAAUAGAAGCUCCGGAGUCAGGCGUAAUAGUCAGUGCUUCAGACCGCGGCGUAACCGCUAAUCCACUUCAGGGGUUUAUUUUAGGAGAAAAACAUCUUUUACCAUUUAGUUCAAUACAUUUUAAAGAAAUAGAAAUAACCAUGGCGUCGGGGACACCAUGCCUGAACAGUCGCUGGGAUCAACCCAAGUCCAAGACCGAGCUCCUGCAGGGGAUUGUGGGAAAUGUGUCCGCUACAAAGACAGCUGCAGCACCCUCGUGUCCAGCUCUUACCCCCGGGGCAGGUCCUCCGCAACCUUCUGCCCCGAACGCCCCAGCGCAGGGAGGAGUCGAGUUGGCCACCGCCAUGGCUGCCAAACUCAACGCCAUGCUAAUGGCUAAAGGAAAACUCAAACCACUGCAGCCUUUACCUAGUAAGGCUCCCUCCAGUGCUCCUAUACCUGUGAGCAGUGAGGAGAUCAUUGUGACAGAAGUGGACAUUAAUGAUGUUCCUGUGAACUGCAGGAAUCUGCUCACCAAAAGCAAAACACAGGAGGAGAUCCGUCUGUACAGCGGUGCACUGGUCUCCACGAAAGGCCUGUUCCUGAGUGACACUGAGAAGUCCAGCUAUAAAGGAGGAGAGCGUCCUCUGUACCUGCACGUUCAGGGCCGCACCCAGGAUGAAGUCCACAAGGCCGUGAUGCGGAUCAAAGAGAUCAUCUCCGAGGAUGUGAUGCGAGCGUCAGGGGGGCAGCAGCCGGCCGUGAUGCCCCCGGUCCCGGUGUACCCCCAACCCCCGCGACCCUCUGUACCCGCACAGCCUCACCUCCCUACGCCACGCCCUCCGAACGCCCCCGUAACGCCCGCACACAGACCCCCUCCUCCUCACGCUGGGAGUUUUGUGCACACUAAGCUAUUUGUAGGAUUGGAGCAAUGCCUGCCGGGCUUCAGCGUGAACGAGAAGGUGGAGGGACCCAACGGCUCGUACCUGCAGCACAUCCAGACCGAGACCGGGGCGCGCGUCUUCCUGCGGGGGAAGGGCUCGGGCUACAUCGAGCAGGCCUCGCGGAGAGAGUCAUUCGAACCCCUGUACCUCUACAUCAGCCACCCGAACUCUGCUGGCCUGGAAUCAGCCAAAAAACUCUGUGAGAGCCUUCUGGAGACGGUGCGAUCUGAACAUGCACGUAUGGUAUCUGUGUACACAGCUACAGGUUCCACACAAGCAGCAUACCCGUCUCACGGAUACUCAUCCAGCAGCAGUAGUUACAGCAGUCCGUCAUGGUACGGAUACCCCAGUGCUUACCCAUCAUACACUGGGACAGGGAGUUACUGGGGACGAGCAGACAGUGCAGACAGCGCGCAGAUGGUGCAGUAUCCCGUCUGUCCUCGCCAGUCCACUUCAUUCAUACUGCAGAAUGAAGAAGAGACCCCAGAACCUGCAGUAAACGACUUAUCUAGUGUUUCCAGCCCAAAGAGACGCUUCAUAGAGGAGAAUGAGGAGGAGGGAGAGAAGGAUCCAAAAGAGGAGACUAAAUCAGACGAUCCAGUGGAAGAGCCUGCAGUGUGUACUGCUGAUGUCGGUAAAUCAGACGGGGUACUGAUGCCUCCUCCACCUGCUCCUGUGGUGUCGUCACUCCCAGCACCGCUCAAGAGACCACUAGAGGAACCUGCUCUUUCUCACACAGAUGAAAAGGAAGUAAAGAAAGUGAAGAUCUCCUCAGAUGCUUUAGGUCUCGUCCCAUAUGGUGGAGACUCGUCAGAUGAGGAAGAGGAGAAAACUCGCAGUGGGAGAAGGAGCAAUUUUUAACACAUUAGAAAAAGAGCGAGCUCCCCAGCCACACUACCCCCAUCAGGAGAAAGUGCCCCCCUGACCCCCCCUGAGUCUUUCCUUGUGUUGAAGUUUUCUGAGUUUGGAAAAAUGGUGUAACUGUUCCUAUGGAAUAAAAUCAGUCUUAAAACAUC